GCCUUGGCCAUGCUUCCCCUUCCUGUCCCCCUCCUCCUGACACUGACACAGCUUGCAGUACUUACUUCUGUGAGUGCUGCGGCAUACUACGGACACAAGCAACAUCCUCAGCCAUACCAGCCUAUGCAGCACCUCCAACACAUGGGCAAAGAAGGCUUUCCCCAACAACAGUACCUUGGCAAAGAGGUGCCAUAUAUGCAGUAUCCCCAAUACAGGAAGGAGCCACCCCAGAUGCCUAUGCACAAGGGAAAAGAAAACCCUCUUAAAGGGGGUGGCUAUAAUGGUGGCCAAGACAAAGGUCAGACAAUCCCUAGUGGUGCUGAAGGAAUUCCCCAAGGAGAGCAAGGCCCAGCUGGGCCACCAGGACCAGAGGGACCUGCAGGACCUCCUGGACCUUCAGGGAAUGGACAGCCUGGACCUGAGGGACGACCUGGAUCUCCUGGCCCACCAGGAGGGCCCGGAGUGGGAAAACCAGGUAUGCCAGGUUUGCCAGGCAAGCCAGGAGGAAAUGGUGAGGUUGGACCACAAGGAGAAAUGGGCCCUAGGGGGGAGGAAGGGCCAGCUGGGCAGCCAGGGCCGCAGGGUCCCCCAGGACCACCUGGGCUCCCAGGAAUAGGUAAACCAGGGGUACAGGGAUUACCAGGCCAACCAGGGUCCAAAGCAGAGCCAGGUCACAAAGGUCUGCCAGGACUACCGGGAUUACCAGGACCUAAAGGAGAUAAAGGAAUGGGCCUGCCAGGACAACCUGGUCACAAAGGGCUCCCAGGGACCCCAGGACCUGCUGGCCCAAGAGGGCUGCCUGGUUUUGGAAAACCUGGGUUGAAUGGGGCACCAGGGCCACAAGGACCACCAGGAGCUAAAGGACAUCCCGGAGAGCUAGGACCAGCUGGGCCAACUGGUGAUGGAGGACAGCCUGGUCCACCAGGUCUACCUGGUCAAGGAAAGCCAGGUCAAAAUGGCCUGCCAGGACAGCCAGGCAUGCCAGGUGGGAAAGGUCAUCCAGGACCACCAGGUUUGCCAGGAAAGCCAGGGCUUCCUGGAUUUGGUAAACCAGGACUCCCAGGACCAAAGGGUGAUAAAGGUAUGGGUGGGUCACCUGGACUUCAUGGACCAAAAGGAGAUAAGGGCCAUGGAGGACUGCCUGGCAUGCUUGGACCCCCUGGACCAAAUGGUCUACCAGGUCCUUCAGGCCCUAUGGGAACCCCAGGAGGUUUAGGUGCACCUGGUCCUAAAGGAGACUGUGGAGAAGUAGGACCUAAAGGGCUUGAUGGAGCCCAGGGUGUCCCUGGUGCCUCUGGGACACCUGGUAAGGAUGGUCUGCCUGGAGAUCCUGGAGAGCCAGGACCAAGAGGUCCACCAGGACCGAGUGGUGGAAAAGGAGACGGUGGACAUAAAGGUCUACCUGGUAUCCCUGGUUCUCCAGGACUUCCCGGGCCAAAAGGACAAGGUGGAUUACCUGGUGAGGUUGGUCCUCAAGGCCCUAAAGGAAUCCCUGGAAUGGAUGGCACAGCUGGACCAAUUGGGCCUCUUGGCCUUCCUGGGCCAAAAGGAGAUAGUGGUCUACCAGGUCAACCAGGCAUUGCAGGUGAGGGGAAUCCAGGGCUUACGGGACCCAUAGGACCCCAAGGGAAAGAGGGCUCACCAGGAACCCCUGGACAACCAGGUCAGCCCGGCCUACCUGGACCACCAGGCCCACCUGGGGAGUCUGGUCUGUCUCCUGACAUGGCAGGAGUGCUCUCGAAUAUGGGCCCUGGACUAGAUGGUGUUAAGGCUGGUGGCUAUGGUAAGAAGGGCUAUCAUGGAGGCAAUGGGGCUGAAGUAAUGGGUGCCAGUGGAUUGGAAAUGCCAGCAUUCACAGCAGUAAUAACAACUCCAUUUCCACCGGUGGGUGCUCCAGUCGUCUUUGACAAGAUCUUGUACAAUGGUCGCCAAAACUACAACCCCGAGACAGGAAUCUUCACCUGUGACAUGCCUGGCAUUUAUUAUUUUGCCUACCACGUUCAUUGCAAAGGAGCUAAUGUGUGGGUGGCUCUGAUGAGGAACAAUGAGCCAGUGAUGUAUACAUAUGAUGAAUACAAAAAGGGAUUCCUCGAUCAAGCAUCAGGGAGUGCAGUACUACCUCUACAACCUGGGGACACUGUGUAUAUUCAGCUGCCCUCAGAUCAGGCCUCGGGACUUUAUGCUGGGCAGUAUGUGCACUCCUCCUUUUCUGGGUAUUUGUUAUAUCCGAUGUAA
Molecule: messenger RNA, 2235 nt
Organism: Anoplopoma fimbria (sablefish)
Lineage: Eukaryota; Metazoa; Chordata; Actinopteri; Perciformes; Anoplopomatidae
Gene: col8a1a
Product: collagen, type VIII, alpha 1a
Exons: 2
Coding region: 10-2235 (741 amino acids)
Molecular function (GO): protein binding
Source: RefSeq, a predicted model, not a curated record